UCUCUCUCACAGCCCAUUUCUCACACAAAGGCUGAAUGGGCUCGUAGUUGGGGGUGAGUGAAAGACAGAGAGAGAGUGAGAGUGAGAGAGAGAGAAGAAGAGAGGGAGCGCGAGAGAAAGGCCCCCCCCUGCACCUUUUCACUUCUUUGGGACGCAACAAUGGCCUUUGUCCACAAUGUCCCUCCAUUCUUAUUGGGGUUACUGCAGGGAGGGGAGGUGGUGGGGCUGCUUCUCCAUAGUAACAGUGACAAAACAAGCCAGCCGAAGACGGGAGAGGGACUUAAACACUUGCUGCUCACCACUGACAGAUCCUCUAUGUUUCAGUGAAUAAACCUUAAAGAGCGUACAGGAGAAGAGGAAGAAAGGAGCACCACAGUGAAAGAAACGUGAAUAUAAGGUACAAGAUCUGCAAGACAGGAGAAGAAGAGGUGAGAAAGGAUAAGGACAAAAAAAACCCUGAUGAAAGACACUGGACCGAAGAUGUGCAUGUGAGUAGUGGAAAAGCAGGCAGUCCCCUGAGGAGGGCCAAUAGUGGCACCACCACCAGGGCAUCUUCGCACACAGCCCUUGUUCAGUGUUCUUGCUCUUGUGGACAUCACCAUGAACCCGGAGACUCAGUACGAGGACUCAGUGUCCAUUAUGGUGUUGGAGAACAUCAAGAAUAAACUUCUGCACGCCUUCAGAACGACAGCAGAGCCAAGAGCCUCCUCUGAAAGCAGCACAGAUCCGAGCAGCGUCGGCAGGAGUUUGCAGGCUAAUGAAGAGCUACGCAGAGCCAAGAUAGAUGGAGCAAUUAGCUGGUUACGAUCAGAACUGCUGGAGAUGCGCUUGCAGGACCGGCAGCUGGCUCAGACUCUGCUGGGCCUCAACACGGAGAUCCAGAGACUGCGGCGGGAGAGCAGCCCAAUUCUGCUGGACACUAACAGCAGCGACCAGCACUGACCAUGCACCAAAGAAACAGAGAUUUCAUCCAUCAGCUGAACAAAUGGACAGUGGUUUAAUGUUGUCUCCACAGCUCCAUUUCCUCUGCUUUUUAAAAUACUCUUCAAAUAAUGUUUCCUAAAUGGCUCUUGGAUUAGAUGUACUGUUCUGGGAAAAAUCUCUAAAAGGGAAUUCAACUGAUUUUCUGCAUAAUUAAACCGAUAAGAUGUAAACAAAGUUGUUCAGAUGUUUGAUGUGAAAUGCGUCACUCUAGAGAAACUUACAUAGUU
Messenger RNA from Colossoma macropomum (tambaqui), 1211 nucleotides. RefSeq names its product protein FAM167A-like. The record is from RefSeq and is a predicted model, not a curated record. The transcript has 2 exons. Lineage: Eukaryota; Metazoa; Chordata; Actinopteri; Characiformes; Serrasalmidae. The coding region runs from base 601 to 942 and encodes 113 amino acids.